AUGGGACAACUCCCAACUCAACGUGUCACCCCAGCGCCACCAUUUUCUCACACUGGAGUCGAUUACGCUGGUCAAGUAUCAAUCAAAUCAUGGAAAGGUCGAGGAUCCAGGAUAUACAAGGGCUGGAUCUGUGUGUUUGUCUGUCUGACCACAUCAGCAGUUCACGUCGACCUUGUCAGCGACUACUCAUCAUCAGGAUUUAUAGCAGCUCUCCGACGGUUUAUUCACCGUCGAGGGAUAUGUACAGCACUCUACAGCGACUGUGGAACGACAUUCCAAGGCGCGUACUCGGAACUCAAGCGGCUCUUCACUCAAGGCACUCAAGAAUCUCAUGCUCUACUCGAUUGGGCCACUGUGCAUCAAAUCACAUGGCAUUUCAAUCCCCCUGCUGCUCCCCAUAUGGGUGGUAAAUGGGAAGCCGCAGUGAAAUCGGUGAAACAUCACCUGACUCGCACACUCGGAGAAUCAGCCUUCACGUUUGAAGAACUUACGACUCUUUUAACGCAAGUGGAGGGGAUUUUGAACUCGAGACCAUUGGAGGCUCUAUCCGACGAUCCUCAGGAUCCUUCAUCGCUCACUCCAGGUCAUUUUCUCAUUGGGAGACCAAUCGCUGCGAUCCCUGAACCUUCACUCAUGGAUACAGAAGUAUCAAGACUCUCUCGCUGGCAGUUCAUUCAGCAACGUGUCCAGCAUUUUUGGAAUCACUGGUCCACCAGCUAUAUUCAACGUCAUCUGGCUCGAACCAAGUGGCAUCAUGCUCGCAAUGACAUCAAACUCGGCUCAUUAGUCCUUCUCACUGAUGAACGAACUCCACCAACUCGAUGGCCACUCGCGAAAGUGACUGCGCUCCAUCCAGGGAAGGACAACCUCACUCGAGUGGUAACCAUUCAAACAGCCACUGGUACUCUCACUCGUCCAAUUGCCAAGCUCGCACUCCUACCACUUGCUCCAGAACCAGAUGCCUAA
Microplitis mediator is the source of this 966-nucleotide messenger RNA. RefSeq lists its product as uncharacterized. Bases 1 to 966 code for a protein of 321 amino acids. The record is from RefSeq and is a predicted model, not a curated record. Gene Ontology annotation, molecular function: nucleic acid binding. NCBI's taxonomy places the organism in Eukaryota, Metazoa, Arthropoda, Insecta, Hymenoptera, Braconidae. The transcript has a single exon. Gene Ontology annotation, biological process: DNA integration.